GACUCUUAACAACCGCACACUUGGACCUUUUCGGACUGCAGCAUGUUGAGGGUCCAGACUUGGCUCCUGCUCUUGGUUCUUUGUGUGGGAGCCUCAGAGGCCUGGUUCUGGUAUGCCGAGCCAGAGUCCACCACCGAGGCCCCGACAGGUGCCACCCCGACACCCACAAAGAGGGCGGAUGAGGACGAUAACAACUUGUCAGGGGUCGGAGACGAGAUCAUCAACGUGGCCACUGGAAUCCGCAAGUUGGUGACGGCAGGGGACACGACCGCCAUCCCCCGGACUACUAGUGGACCCCUGAAGGAGGAGAGCGCUAACCAAAACAUGACGGGUAAUAAUGACGGGUUGAAGGUGGGGAAGGUUGAGGAAGGGUCUGGGGUCUGGGAGGGGGAUGCAUCUGGAUCAGGAUCAGGGUCCAGGCAGAAUGUUGGGUCCGAGUUAGACCCAGAUCUCGAAGGUGGCGCCAUGGAGCAAGGUAACGCCACUAGCAUAACAGACGCCAACAACGGGACUCUGGAUGCUUCCAAACUACCUUGUCUCUCCGUACCCUCUGAUUGGCCCAUGUGCUCCAGAAAACGCCCGCAGUUUUUCACCUUGCCGAAUUUUUUCAACCACUCGUCUGUGGAGCAGGUGGGGGCGGCCCUCCUGGGGUGGCGGCGGCUGACCACGGCGGGCUGUCACCACAGCGCCGAGUGGUUGGUGUGCCUCCUGCUGGCGCCCAGGUGCCCCUCCAACGCCAGCGCGGCCCCGCGCCUGCCCUGCCGCAGCUUCUGCCACCAAGUGCAGGACAGCUGCUGGGCGUCGCAAGGAAGCGGGCGGCCGCCGCUGGAUUGUAGCCUCCUUCCUGUGGACACGCAGGAGCCCGGCCGCCCUCCGUGUGCGUCCGUCGGUAACUGGAAAGAGCAGAGCAGUUUGUCUCUGCUCCAGCUGAUCGGAGAUCCGCCGCCCGAUGAGAUCGACCGUGUGAGCGGGCCGAGCGGGACCCCGACCUAUGUCUUCACUUCUGCCGCUGCGACGGGUCAGCCGGCUCUGGCCCACAUCCCCAACCCUUUCUACCGCCACUUCUCCCUCCUCUUCCACAUCAAGCCGUCCACUCCUGCCGCCUCCGUCCUCUUCUCCAUCACGGACGGGCCCCAGAGGCUCAUGCACGUCGCCGUCAAGCUCGGCCCCGUGCAGUCGGGGCGUCAGAGGGUGCGGUUCUUCUACACCGAGCCCGAUUCGGAGGCGUCUUACGAAGCGGCGAGCUUCGAGGUGCCGAGCAUGGUGGGCAGGUGGACUCGUUUCUCUCUCGCGCUCUUUGAGGACCAGGUGACCUUCUACCAAGGAUGCGAGUCGGAACCGCGGGUGGUCAAGUUUGAGCGCUCACCGGACCCCAUGGAGCUUGACCCAGCAGCCGGGAUCUUUGUCGGUCAGGCUGGGGGAGCUGAUCCAGACAAGUUCCAGGGUGAGAUUGCAGAGCUGAAAGUGGUGGGAAACUCUCACGCAGCCGAGCGGUUGUGCGACGACUCCGACGACGACACAGACGCCGCGUCUGGUGACUUUGGCAGCGGCGAAGGCAACACAAGGCAAACACAAGUCUCGGUCAAGACCACACCUGCAUCGUUCAGGCCCGUACCAGAACCUCCAUUGAUAGCUUCAAAGGGAGGCAGACUGAAGGAAACAGGUGGUGUCAGAGGAGGAAAGGGUGACCGAGGAGAGAAAGGCACCCAGGGGGACAGAGGCCCCACGGGGCCAAAGGGAGACUCAGGUUCAGGAUUCUCCACACAAGCUGGAGGUAGCGGGCAGAAGGGCGAAAAGGGAGAUAAGGGUAGUACCGCUUUUGGAACUAAAGGAGAGCGUGGGGAUCAGGGUCCCCCAGGGCCUCCUGGGCCUUUGGGACGUGCUGGCGAGGUACUCCACAUUGGGGACGGUUCUUCCUUGCAGCAGUCGUCCGGACCCCCCGGACCUCCAGGCAGAGAUGGGUUGCCAGGUCCAGCAGGAGCUGAUGGAGAGCCUGGCGACCCGGGAGAGGAUGGAAAAACUGGUCCUGCAGGGCCCCCGGGUUUCCCAGGAAUUCCAGGAAGUAUUGGUGCUCGAGGCCAAAAGGGCGAGCGAGGCGAAGGACAACCUGGACCCAGAGGUCCCCCAGGACCUCCCGGACCAGGGACUGGAAGUCGCCCGACGUUUGUUGAUAUGGAGGGAUCAGGAUUCUCGGAGUGGGAUAAGAUCAGGGAACUUCGUGGCCCUCCAGGACUUCCAGGCCCUCCAGGCCUACCUGGGGUUCCCGGUACAUCAGUUGCACUCGGUUCCAAUGGUGCAGUGGCCUUUGGACCUCCUGGAUCACCUGGAAGGGAUGGAGCCUCCGGUCUACCAGGGCCUUCUGGGCUUCCUGGUCUACCGGGUCAACCUGGACUCAAAGGAGCAAAGGGUGACUCUGGUGAGCUCAACCUUCAGGGAGCAGCUGGAGAGAAGGGUUCUCGUGGGGACCCUGGACUGCCAGGAACGCAUGGACAGACUGGGCUGGCUGGGCUUCCGGGUCCCAUGGGUCCAUCUGGGCCUCCAGGACCACCUGGGCCACCAGGGUCACCAAACUCCUUUGGCUUUGCUGACCGAGAUGGCUUUGAGAGGACCAGCAGCAUACCGGGCCCACCAGGACCACAGGGUUCUCCAGGAAUCCCAGGUCUACCGGGCCGACCAGGUUUACCGGGAAGCAACGGUGAAAAAGGAGCAGAGGGACAAAGAGGGCCACUAGGAAUCCCAGGUCUGGAUGGGUUUCCAGGAGAGACAGGGGUGAAAGGGGAUAGAGGAGGGAAGGGAGAACAAGGUUUUCCAGGGCGUGACGGUGGACUACCUGGACCUCCAGGGCCUCCGGGACCUCCUGGCCGGAUCAUAUACUCGACAGACGGUGAUUAUAACAACGUUUAUUGGAGAGAAGGGUUGCAGACGGGGGCAGGAAUUCCAGGCCGUGCUGGAUUUCCCGGACCAGUAGGACCGAAGGGGGACAAGGGGGACACCGGUUCUCCGGGUUUUGCCCCUAAGGGUGAGAAAGGAGAGCCAGGUAUCGUCAUGGGUCCCGAUGGACGUCCUUUCUACCUGGGGGGCGAGGCAGGAAAUCAAGGCGACGUUGGACCUCCUGGCCCAGUUGGACCUCCAGGCUCUUAUGGUCCUACUGGCCCAAAAGGAGAAAUCGGCUUUCCAGGUCGACCAGGUCGACCAGGACUGAACGGCGUCAAAGGGCAGAAGGGAGAGUCAGAUGGCGGGUCUGGAUACGCCGGUCCCCCAGGUCCGCCGGGCCCACCUGGACCUCCUGGACCGACAUCCAGAGGAUUUGAAGACUACUCCAGGCAUUAUCCAGCUGCUAAAGGAGAGAAAGGUGACCGUGGAACACCAGGUCUACCCAGCCAACCAGGUGUUGAGUCCAACUUUGACAUAUACGCCUUUAAGAGCGAGUUGAAAGGUGAAUCAGGAGAUCCGGGCUUCAAAGGAGAGAAAGGAGAACCAGGCGGUGGAUAUUAUGACCCGCGUUAUGGAGGAAGUGGAGCACCGGGUGUCCCGGGACCCCCGGGCCCGCAAGGGGACUCCAUUGUUGGCCCCCCGGGUCCCCAGGGGCCACCCGGUUUACCAGGAAGAGGCUAUGAUGGUCAACCAGGACCACCGGGGCCACCUGGACCUCCAGGACCCGCCUUGCUUGGGCCUCACAGGGGAACACAAACCAUCAGUAUUCCUGGACCUGCUGGACCACCUGGAAUCCCUGGAUUACCAGGACACUCGUCGGGGGUGACCGUGCUACAGUCCUACGAUGUCAUGACCGCUACUGCCAGAAGACAACCAGAGGGCUCGCUGGUUUAUGUCAUAGAACAGACAGAUCUUUACUUACGAGUCAGAGAAGGGGUUCGCCAAGUCCACCUAGGGGGCUACAUUCCUCUGCCGGGUGAAGACGGCAAUGAGGUUGCAGCAGUGGAACCCCCACCAGUUGUUCCGUAUUCCCCGCACCAUAACUCCAACGACUCCUAUGGGCAUGCGCAGAGUCCAGUCCCGGUAAAUCCAGACCAUUCUUCCCAGCCUGACCCACAUCGGACCAGCCAGCCAAACCCUCCGUACCAAACAAACCAUGAUAGCCGAGAGCCAAACCUUCCCUAUCCCAGAUACCAUCCUGACACUCGAUACCCAUCUCAGCCGGAUCCACAAUACCCGGCCCCAACAGACCCAAGAUACCCGAGUUACACAGAACGGGUGGACCACCCAGAUGGUCGUUAUCCAAUCCAUUCAUCCCAUGAACGGCCACCAUACUACGCAGUAACCCCUCAGCGAAGGCCCCAUCCACCUGUGGCACACACUCCGACCCAUCGUCACACAUCAGGUCCAGGGCUCCACCUAAUAGCCUUGAACCAGCCCCAGACUGGAUCCAUGCAGGGCAUCCGGGGCGCCGACUUCCUGUGCUUCACCCAGGCCCAAGCCAUCGGGAUGAAAGGAACAUUCCGGGCCUUCUUAUCCUCCAAACUCCAGGAUUUACAGAGCAUUGUCCGCAAAGCCGACAGGGACCGCUUGCCUUUAGUCAACCUGAAGGACGAGAUUCUGUUUGACAAUUGGGACGCCAUGUUUAGAGGAGACAGAAUGAAAGAGAAUGUCCCAAUCUACUCUUUUGAUGGGAAAGAUGUUCUGCGUGACAGCACAUGGCCUGAGAAGAUGAUGUGGCACGGCACAACCACUAAUGGGCAGCGGCAUGUGGAUAGUUACUGCGAGGCGUGGCGUGUGAGCAGCCCUGCGCUGACUGGUACGGCGGCGUCGCUACAGAGUGGCAGUUUGCUGCAGCAGAGUUCCAGCAGCUGCUCCAGCUCCUAUGUUGUGCUGUGUGUGGAGAACAGCUACAUUGGCCAGGCCAGGAGAUAAGCACACACACACACAAGAACCCUGCUACGGGCUAUAACAUUGUUAAAUGGUCUCUUACACAUUGUUUUUUAAAUUGCAUUUAGUGGUGCUACACAAGAUAAUCAUAGGAUAUGUGAAACAGAAGCUACAGUAUACUGGACUGUAACUGUGGACAGAUUUGAACGUACCUAAGCUCCAAUGAACAAGAUCAUGUAUUUGAAAGGAAAACAACUAAUAACUGUUUUUUUUUUUUUGCAAUAACAAGGAUAUUUUGUGUGUGUUUUUCUAAAUAAGCGUGCCUGUUCUUUUUCAACUUUUAACUGACGUCUUGUUUAAGUUUUUUGCAAAAUAAUUC
Molecule: messenger RNA, 5203 nt
Organism: Nerophis lumbriciformis (worm pipefish)
Lineage: Eukaryota; Metazoa; Chordata; Actinopteri; Syngnathiformes; Syngnathidae
Product: collagen alpha-1(XVIII) chain-like
Biological process (GO): extracellular matrix organization
Cellular component (GO): collagen type IX trimer
Molecular function (GO): extracellular matrix structural constituent conferring tensile strength; protein binding
Source: RefSeq, a predicted model, not a curated record